GAGGAGAAGGGGGCGGAGCAGAGCGACUGCCGGCUCUUGAGAGGCCGCUCUCGCGACACCGCCCCUUCCCGCUCUCGCUCCGUCCUGAUUGGUCGGAUUUGAAUAACAGCAGGCCGCGCAGCGGAUGCCGGGAAGCGGGAGGGAGCGUUCAAACCGAACCUUCACCAAGAGGGCAGCGAGAGAGGAAAAGAGCGAGCGGCUUUGGCGGGAUGAAGGCGGCCGCCAGAACCAAAACCCCCAGGAAGCCUGGCCCAAAGAAUGCAUCCAGCAACAGUUUGAAGGACCCUGUUGGGGUGUACUGCCGGUUGCGCCCAGUCAUUGUGCCAGAGCAAGAGUGCUGCAUAAAAGUGAUCAAUACCACCACAGUCCAGGUUCAUCCACCAGAUGGAUACCGCCUUGGCCGCAAUGGGGAGUACAAGGAGGUUCAAUAUUCAUUCAAAGAGGUUUUUAAUAUCGGUGCGACUCAAAGACAUGUGUUUGAUGUUGUUGCCAGGCCUCUAGUGGAUGAUCUAAUUCAUGGGAAAAAUGGCCUCCUUUUUACUUAUGGCGUCACCGGCAGCGGGAAGACCCACACCAUGACAGGUUCUCCUGGGGAUGGGGGACUGCUUCCUCGCAGCCUGGACAUGAUCUUCAACAGCAUAGUUACUCUGCAGGCCAAACGUUAUGUGUUCAAGCUGGAUGAUAAGAACGGGGUCGAGGUGCAGUGCGAUGUUGAUGCUUUACUUGAACGCCAGAAAAGGGAAGCUUUUCAGAUUCCAAAAACUCCAUCUGGCAACAGGCGGCAAGUAGACCCUGAAAUAGCUGAUAUGAUCAACGUCCAAGAUAACUGCAAAGUGGAAGAAGUUGAUGAAGAUAAUGUUUACAGUGUGUUUGUAUCUUACAUUGAGAUCUAUAACAACUACAUCUAUGACCUUUUGGAUGAAUCCCCCUUUGACCCCAUCAAACCAAAGUGGAACAGCUGUGGCACUCCAGUGCGGAACGCUGAGUUGAUGCUUCCCCAAUCCAGAAUUCUCCGUGAGGAUCAGAACCACAACAUGUAUGUUGCAGGAUGCACAGAAGUGGAAGUCAAAUCCACUGAGGAAGCAUUUGAAGUCUUCUGGAGAGGCCAAAAGAAGAGGCGCAUUGCAAACACCCAGCUCAAUCGUGAAUCCAGCCGUUCACAUAGUGUGUUCCUAAUCAAACUGGCUCAGGCUCCUCUAGAUGCAAAUGGGGAUAAUGUUCUACAGGACAGAGAGUUAAUAACCUUGAGCCAGUUGUCUUUGGUUGACUUAGCAGGGAGCGAGAGAACAAACAGGACUAAAGCUGAAGGGAACAGAUUGCGGGAAGCAGGUAAUAUUAAUCAGUCCCUUAUGACACUGAGGGCCUGUAUUGAAGCUUUGCGGGAGAAUCAAACAUAUGGGACCAACAAGAUGGUGCCUUAUCGAGACUCUAAACUAACCCAUCUCUUCAAGAACUACUUUGACGGAGAAGGAAAAGUGCGCAUGAUUGUCUGUGUGAACCCAAAGGCUGAAGACUACGAUGAGAGUUUGCAAGUCCUGCGAUUUGCAGAGCUCACCCAGGAGGUGGAGGUUGCAAGACCUGCUGAAAAGCCAGUGUGUGGGUUAAUCCCUGGUCGGCGGUUUAGGAACCAGGCCUUUCGGGAGGAGCUCUCGCGGCAGCUGGAACUCCGAGGCGGACCAAUUGAUGGAGACAGAGAGCAGUCUGUCACAGAGAUGCUUCUGCAGAAUUUGCCUCCGAUGCCUUCCUGUGAGCUUCUGGACAUCAACGACGACCAGACCCUUCCUCGGCUGAUUGAAGUGCUUGAAAAACGGCAUCGCAUCCGGCAGAUGCUGUCAGAAGAGUUUACCAAGAAUGUGCUGUCUGUCAAGGGGAUGGUUCAGGAACUUGAUUCCAGCAUCGUCUCCAAAGAGAACUAUGCGCAAAUUAAAAUGGCUGAAAGAGACAAGAUGAUAAGCGCCCAGAAAACGGAGAUAGAGCGGCUGGAGAAGAAAGCGAAAACGCUGGAGUACAAGCAGAUUGACAUCUUGGAGAAAACGACGACUAUUUAUGAAGAAGAGAAGCGCAACUUGCAGCAAGAGUUAGAGAACAAGAGCCAGAAGCUGCAGCGACAAGUUUCUGACAAGCGUCGCCUUGAAGCGCGAUUACAAGGCAUGGUGACAGAGACCACCAUGAAAUGGGAGAAAGAAUGCGAGCGGCGGGUGGCAGCCAAGCAGCUGGAGAUGCAGAACAAGCUGUGGGUGAAAGAUGAGAAGCUAAAGCAGCUGAAAGCCAUUGUCACGGAACCCAAGAGCAGCAAACCGGAGCGGCCUUCCCGGGAGAAGGACCGGGAGAAAGCCCUGCAGAGGUCGCUGUCGCCUCCACCGAUCCCAUUUUCUAGUCACUGUGUCACUCAGCUCCCUAACAACAACCACCACCUGCCUGGCACAAGCCAGCCGCAGCUGCACAGGCGCUCUAAUUCGUGCAGCAGCAUCUCCGUGGCCUCCUGCAUCUCGGAAUGGGAGCAGAGGACGCCUACUCAGAGCAGCAAGCAGCCUGGCGGCGGCGGCGUUGGUGGCGGCGGCAGCAGCAUGUCCAAAGCCAGGAGUAGACUACAGGAGCCAGAGCGAGCUAGGCACUGUGUCCUGUCAGACAGCAGGCGGGGCAUGGGCUGGACCGGAGUCCUUGAGGUCCCCAGCGGUAGAGAGGCUCUAGAGGUAGAAGAGGACCUCUGCUGCAGGAAUGCUCUGCCAGUUCGUCUCAGGCACAGGCGCUCUCGCUCGGCUGGGGAGAGAUGGGUGGACCACAAGCCUGCCUCCAAUGUCCAGACUGAGACAGUCAUGCAGCCCCACGUCCCUCACGCCAUCACGGUGGCCGCUGCCAAUGAGAAGGCUCUGGCCAAAUGCGACAAGUACAUGCUGACCCACCAGGAGCUGGCUUCUGACGGGGAGAUCGAGACCAAACUCAUCAAGGGGGAUGUCUACAAGACAAGAGGGGGUGGCCAGGCAGUCCAGUUCACUGAGAUAGAGACUCUGAAGCAAGAAUCUCCAACAGGCCGCAAGCGAAGGUCAUCUCCCUCAAGCCCUCCACUACCAGAUGAGGCUACAGAGUCAGAAUGGACAGAUGUAGAAACAAGAUGUUCUGUUGCAGUGGAGAUGAAGGCAGGCUCUCACCUUGGGCCUGGAUACCAGCACCAUGCUCAACCCAAGCGCAGAAAACCAUGAAUCUUUGGGGAUUCCUGCUGAGGCCUCUUUGUCGAAGAGAUUAUUUGCACAUGACAUAAACUGACUGUGCUAGACAAGGGAAGAGGCAAAUAUAUAAUAAAAAAGUACUUUUUUUGCCUUGUUCUGUUGUGGCAUUGAGGAAGGUGGCUUUCGUUGCUUCUGUUACCUCUUGAAGGCCUGGUUAUAAGACUCCCCUCUUGCAGAGGACUCAGCUGUGUCCUUUCCACCUUGUCUUGUCUUUUGAUGGGGCAUUUUUAAGAGACUGCAUAAAACAUGUGCUGCUAUUUAUUUAGCUCUCCAAAUGCACUUUAGAAUUAUCUCGGUGCCAGUUUGGAAUUGCAGCCCUGGUUUAGCAACCACUCCCACUUAAGCUUCCGGUUGAAGACGGCAUGAUAUCCUUAGACUGGGAGCAUCCGUGUACCUGCGGACAGAAUGGGGCGGGCUUGGUCUCCUCUGUAUCCUGAACAGCAGGAAGGAUUAGGACUUUUGGGGCUGGUGACCUCCUUUUGUUUGCUAUGCAUGAUUUUAACAUCAGGAUGAUUACACAGCUGUGUAGUAAGAUGACUAUAUUCACGUGUGAUAUAUAUAUAUUUUUUAAAAAGACUGGAUUUGCCAAUAAAUUUUCACAGUGUCUUGC
Molecule: messenger RNA, 3837 nt
Organism: Rhineura floridana
Lineage: Eukaryota; Metazoa; Chordata; Lepidosauria; Squamata; Rhineuridae
Gene: KIF23
Product: kinesin family member 23
Exons: 24
Coding region: 210-3200 (996 amino acids)
Biological process (GO): microtubule-based movement
Cellular component (GO): nucleus; kinesin complex; microtubule
Molecular function (GO): ATP hydrolysis activity; ATP binding; microtubule binding
Source: RefSeq, a predicted model, not a curated record